AUGUCAGUCAAGUUUGAAGAAUUGAUCACAUCAUUGAUCCAAAGUGCCCCAUCGACCGAAUUACCCGAAGUCAUCCAAUCGUUAAAGACUAUAUCCGGUGCAUCCAAAUCCACCAUUGACGAUGCAUUGGCAGCAUAUAUCAAGAACCACCCUAUAGCUGUAUCCGAUUAUAUCAUCAGCUCAUUGAACAAAGACCCGCAUUCAUCCAAGUACAUUGAUUACAUCAAGGAAGAGAAAUUUACUUUUGAUAUAACCAAGCAAGAGAUUGUUGAUGUUGAAUCGUAUACCCCUAAAGUAUCAGUUGAUUCGCAAUUGGUUUCGAAAUUGCAACAAUACGGCGAUGAUUAUUUCCAGGAUUAUGCAUUUACCAUCAUUCCUGAAUCAUCGCAAGAUGCUUAUACGAUCAUUAUACUUGGUCAGAAAUUAAAUCAAGAUAAUUUUUACACAGGGAUAUGGCAUAGUCAAUACAAGAUCAAUGGUGAUAAAAUCACAGGUGCGAUUGAUUUAGAUAUUCAUUAUUUUGAAGACGGCAAUGUGCGUUUGAAAUACAAUGAGGCUGAUGUAUCUGGUACUGGUAUGACAAGUGCUAGUGAUGUCGUUAAUUUUAUAAAUCAAGCUGAUAAUGCUAUUGAAUUGAAAUUGAUUGACCAGUUUCAACAUUUGAAUCAACAAUCGUUUAAGAAUUUGAGAAGAUUGUUGCCGGUGACUAGGUCUAAGAUUAAUUGGGGUAGUGCUAUUGGAAACUAUAGAUUAGGUUCGGAUGUAGUCAAUAAGAAGUAA
Messenger RNA from Lodderomyces margitis, 780 nucleotides. RefSeq lists its product as uncharacterized. Gene Ontology annotation, molecular function: actin filament binding. Gene Ontology annotation, biological process: barbed-end actin filament capping; actin cytoskeleton organization. Gene Ontology annotation, cellular component: F-actin capping protein complex; actin cortical patch. The record is from RefSeq and is a predicted model, not a curated record. The transcript has a single exon. Lineage: Eukaryota; Fungi; Ascomycota; Pichiomycetes; Serinales; Debaryomycetaceae. The coding region runs from base 1 to 780 and encodes 259 amino acids.